This is a messenger RNA of Loa loa (African eye worm), 2165 nucleotides long. RefSeq lists its product as hypothetical. Gene Ontology annotation, biological process: NAD+ biosynthetic process. Gene Ontology annotation, molecular function: nicotinamide-nucleotide adenylyltransferase activity; nicotinate-nucleotide adenylyltransferase activity. The coding region runs from base 804 to 2165 and encodes 453 amino acids. Lineage: Eukaryota; Metazoa; Nematoda; Chromadorea; Rhabditida; Onchocercidae. The record is from RefSeq and is a predicted model, not a curated record. The transcript has 10 exons.
UUGUAGAAGACAAUUAGUGAACAGAAGGAAUAUAUAUGUGAGAGCUGAGUUGGUUUAUUCAACGUAAAAUUUUUCACUAUAAAGGAAGUAAUGUGACUCGCAGCAAUGAAGUGAUGUUUGGGGCAUUUGAUGGAAAAAAGUUCAAACGCUAUUACGUCGCAAGUAACUUCAAGGCGAGUAGCGUUGCUUUCAUGUGGUACGUUUAGUCCACCAACUUAUAUGCACCUUCGAAUGUUUGGUAAGCAUUUUAUUCUGUUAAUUCGCUUGUAAAAAAGGUGUCGUUUAACCAAUGGAAAUUUUAGCUUAUAGGAUUUAUUUGGAAUCUUACUAGCAGAUGAUUCAGACUAAAGUCGGACAUCAUCAGGAACAACUAUCUUAUGUGACAUUUGCAAAAAGGGCAAUUAGUCCAAUCACAAUUUAAUUUUUAUUAAGCUAAAGCUUCACUUAAUUAUUCUUACUUAAAAUAUCCCUAUAAAGCUACAUUUUGUUCAGCUGAUUUUAUUAGAAAAAUUAUUGAACAGCAAGCUUAUUUGAUUGGGAAAUAGUUUACUCAAUUUCUCUCGAGAGUCUUCUUUGCAGUUUCCUUCAAAAAUUCAAUAACAAUCUUUCUUUAUUAGGAAAGAUGAAGUGGAAGAAAGAAGGCAGAUUUUCUUAUUCUGUUGCAUGAAUAGGUUGAAACUUUCACUCCAUUAAAACUGCUGGAGAAUCUCUCUGGAACUUGUUAUGACUUUCCAAAGAAUGCUACAGAACGUGCACGCGACUACCUCAAGAGAAUACACGGGUGGGAGGUCGUUGAAGGUAUUAUGAGUCCAGUAGCGGAUAGUCUUGGUCGACCUGAUAUGGUACCAGCUAAACACAGGCUGAAAAUGGUAGAGUUGGCUGUCAAAUCGUCAUCCUGGAUCAAAGCGGAUGGAUGGGAGUGUUCACAGGGUGAAUGGAUAAGGACAAUUCAUGUCUUACAUCAUAUCAAGGAAGUACUUAAUCAUAAAUACAGCAGUGAAAACUGCAAAGUGCAAUUACUACUGCUCUGUGGCGGUGAUGUUAUCGAAAGCAUUACGAAAUUGGCCGUUUCCGACGUUAUGUUAUGGAAUACUAAGCAGAUCGAAGAAGUUGUUCGGGAUUUUGGUGUUGUUGUAGUGAUGCGAGCAAAUACUGAUCCUGUCAGCGCCAUCUACCUUGCAGAUGUCCUCCACACUUACCAAAAGAAUAUAUUUGUGAUUGAAGAUGAAACUUGUCCGAAUGACAUCAGUUCGACACGCCUAAGAACAGCGAUUCGGCGGAAGGAAUCAAUACGGUACUGCACAAGUGAUGAAGUUAUUCAGUAUAUUGAGGAUAAUUCUCUGUAUGGAGCGACAUCACUACCAACUAUGCGAGUGAAACUGCAGAAUGUAUGUAAAUCGGCCAGUUUAUCGAAUAUAUCGACAGGCAGUACCAAUGAAUCCCAUGGAAACUGUUUGAAACAUCCGAAACUUAGCCUUUUGCCGUUAAAGCAAACAGUUGUGGCCACUAAAGAAGAUGACCACAAAGCACUUCAUGCCCCUUCAGCAAAGGAUAAGAAGCAGUCAACUAUCUUGGAGUCAAGCCCGAUUUGGUAUCCCUCAGGUUCUCUUCCUGGUUGCGGAAAAGUUGCUAGCGCCACUCAAUCACUGUCAUAUUUCCAAAAAACUUCGCCACUUUUAGCACAAGAUAAACAGUGUUCAACUGAAGCUAACAACGAUACAAUGAUGCCAAAACAAUCCAAACACGCACAUUUUCGGUCGUCGGCAUCUCCAGAUUAUCAUGAUUUUACUUUGAAUAAGCCGUUAGCUGCAAGCACUGAUUGGGCUGAUUACCUUUGUGUCAAAAAAGACGAACUCUUUGGGUGCGCAGAAGAUGUGGAGAGAUUGACGACAUCCCAAAUUGUGUGCCAAGAGCAAGCUGAUUUUCAAUUGAAGAUGUUCGGACCAUUGCAGCGAAAGAACUAUGGAAUGGAAAUUAAGCAACGCUCGAUAAAUGCAGUUUCACAUAGCGUUGGAAAUUUGGCAACCGAACUCUCGUUAGAGAAAGUAGACAAAAGUCGUUCCUUAUCUCAUAUACGAUCUGAAGAAGAGAAUGAAGAUAGUAAUAAUGUGACACUUAUUUAUAGAAAGUACAAGUUGUCUUCAACUCCUGAAACUACCGUAUAG